AUGUCAAUCUCAAUAUCAACAGAAGUUAAUCGUAUUAAUGCUUUAAUUGCAAAGUUGAGAACUAAGAAUACUGCACUAACAAAUAAUAAUCCAAGGAUUGUUGCGGUAGAAAAACAAGCAAAUAAUAUAUUAAAUAAUCUUGGUGUCAAGAUAGAAAUGGAAGAUACGUUUGAGACCAAGAUGGGAAAGAUUGUUAAAGGGGAAAUUAAUUUUAUCGAUAAAAAGAUUAAUGAGAUAUUGACAAAUUUUGGAGAAAGUUAUUCGAUUGAUGAGACCUUGAGGUCAAAGAUAGAGAGAAUAGUUCGUAUUACUCAAGGAAAUCGAUAUAUUAGAUUUAACACCGGAUUUUAUUAUUAUAUUCAAGUCAAUGAUCUCGAUAAAACGUAUAGAAUUUUGAGAUACAAAAAUUAUUCAGAUGAAAUUCAAAGGUAUUCUAUUGGUCAUGAACAUGAUACUGAUAGUUACUUGAGAGGUCCACCCAGCAUAGUAUUGGAGACUACUACUGCGACUAGAUAUAUUGAUUUAAACAGUACAAUCACAAGAUAUAUGCAAUUGUUUCAUGAAUUGAUGGUUAGUACACUUGAAGAUGAGAAGAGUGCUAUCGGUGGUAAAGACGUGAUUGUAGAGAUAGAUGAGUCAAAAUUUGAUGUUCAAAAGUAUCAUAAAGGUCGGUUGGUUGAUGGCGCAUGGGUAAUUGGGGGUAUUGAACGUAAUGAUAAAAGAAAGAUGUUUUUGAGAGUCGUGGAAAAAAGAGAUGCCGAUACUAUUAGAGAUAUUAUUGUGAGAUAUGUUAAACCGGGAUCUAUAAUAAUGACCAAUUGUUGGAGAGGAUAUAAGGAUCUUGAAGAAUUGGGGGUUACUCACAUGACUGUAAAUCAUAAUGAAUGUUUUGUGGAUCCUGAGACGGGAGCAUAUACAAAUACUAUUGAAGGUACUUGGGGUAAUGUUAAAUUGAAGGUUCGACCUAGAAAUCGUAACAAAAGUCUUAUUGAUGAUCAUCUAUUAGAGUUUAUUUGGUGA
Acaulospora colombiana is the source of this 1020-nucleotide messenger RNA. Lineage: Eukaryota; Fungi; Glomeromycota; Glomeromycetes; Diversisporales; Acaulosporaceae. The record is from the annotation of a GenBank genome assembly.